ACAUGCCAGAGAUACAUUGACUGAUAAGUAUUGCAAUCCUCUAAGAAACAGGAAAUUAGACUGUUAAUAAUCCACAGUAAUUGAUAUCUCUCCAAUGUCUUCAAAAUGUCAUUGCUGCUUUCCCAUUACUUCUCUUAAUCUACAGAUGCCACAAAAUGUCUUCAUUAAUAUGCCAAAGUGAGAGCAAUAACUUUCUUUUGUGUUUUGAUCUAAAAGGUCACUGCAACAAUUAUAUGGAAGUGACAGAUAUUUUUGUCACAGACCCUACUAGGUGAACAAUUAUGGUCUGCAAUUGCUGGAGUUUUAUGAAUGAAAAGCUCAUUCAUUCUUCUGAAAUCUGCAUUGCAAAGUAUAACAUCAGCAUGAACUUUAUUAAAUACUUUGAGUUUCUAAUUUGUGCAUAUGGUGGCGGGGAGGGUCUUUUCUAUUUACAGAAAAUGAACAGCCAGUAUUUUCGCCAUGAAGUUCUGGCUUGUGAGACUGGUGAACUGAAAAACUUUUGGGAAAAAACAAUUGAGAAGCAAACUCAGCAUUUUGAAGCUGAAAAAGACCGUAAAAAAAGAAGUGCACUGACAAAGCUCAGAAACGAAUGGAAAGAGAGGCUGGAAAAAAGACUGAAAAUGCUACAGGAACAGGAUGAGAAUGAAGAAGGCCAUAACUGAAGAUGGGAUCAUCAUGCACUUCUGUGUUUGACAGAAAUAUUGCCAUAAGUUAAAGUGAAAGAUAAAAGUUUGUGUUGAUGCAAAGCUUUAGUGUCUGGCUUGUAUUAAUUCAGAAACUUCACUAAGCUUAUGUGGGAAAGCAAUGUAGGUACUACUGUUUGUGUAUGUCUUUCAAUAUUUGACUUCAUACUUUGGCUAUUAAAAAACUGCUCUUUCUAUUCCACCUGAAUGCUUGCUUAGCCAUAGUCUCUCACACCUUCCUAACUGGUAAUUUCAUGUUGUUGAAAGUGUAGAUUUUAGAUUUAUAAUGUUGUAAAAUGCCCUAGGUUGCCUUUAGGCAAGGAGGCAACUGAUAAAUAUGAUAAAUAAACAAUUCACUGUAUUGUUUUUCAGAUAC
Messenger RNA from Sceloporus undulatus (fence lizard), 1059 nucleotides. RefSeq names its product protein FAM240B-like. The coding region runs from base 282 to 662 and encodes 126 amino acids. NCBI's taxonomy places the organism in Eukaryota, Metazoa, Chordata, Lepidosauria, Squamata, Phrynosomatidae. The record is from RefSeq and is a predicted model, not a curated record. The transcript has 2 exons.